Messenger RNA from Micropterus dolomieu (smallmouth bass), 1776 nucleotides. RefSeq names its product atlastin-2-like. NCBI's taxonomy places the organism in Eukaryota, Metazoa, Chordata, Actinopteri, Centrarchiformes, Centrarchidae. The record is from RefSeq and is a predicted model, not a curated record. Bases 61 to 1761 code for a protein of 566 amino acids. The transcript is spliced from 12 exons. Gene Ontology annotation, molecular function: GTP binding; GTPase activity. Gene Ontology annotation, biological process: protein homooligomerization; endoplasmic reticulum organization.
ACCGCGCGGACUCCAUGACGUCAGGGCAGUCUGCCGCUAUCAGCAGGUCAGGAAAGAAAGAUGGCGGCGGAGGAGAGCAGGUUGAAGCAGCGGAAUCACAAAAACAGCAUCUUUAAAGAAGGUGGCCACGGGUUGAAAUCUGACACGUCCCCGAUGAGGCGCCAGGAGGAGGAGGAAGACGACCUGCUGGAGGAGGAAGUGGGCGUGGCCAGGCCUGUGCAGAUCGUGGUGGCGGACGAGGAGGAGCACUCGUUCUCGCUGCAGGAGGAGGCGCUGGAGCGGCUGCUGCUGCAGGAGGAGGUGCGGGACCUCCACGUGGUCGUCGUCUCCGUGGCCGGGGCUUUCCGGAAGGGCAAGUCGUUCCUGCUGGACUUCAUGCUGCGCUUCAUGUACAAACAGGCGUCUGGUUCGUGGGUCGGCAGCGAGGAGGAGCCUCUCACCGGCUUCAACUGGCGGGGCGGCUGCGAGCGUGAGACCACGGGCAUCCUGGCCUGGAGCGAGGUGUUCGUGGUGGAGAAACCAGACGGCCGCAAGGUUGCAGUUCUUCUAAUGGACACACAGGGGGCGUUUGACAGCCAGUCGACCAUCAAAGACUGUGCCACGCUGUUCGCCCUGAGCACCAUGACCAGCUCAGUCCAGGUGUACAACCUGUCCCAGAACGUCCAGGAGGACGACCUCCAGCACCUGCAGCUGUUCACGGAGUACGGGCGGCUGGCCAUGGAGGAGGUCUACGAGAAACCCUUUCAGACUCUGAUGUUCCUGAUCAGAGACUGGAGUUACCCCUACGAGCACCCGUACGGUCUGGAGGGAGGGCGGAGCUUCCUGGAGAAACGGCUGCAGGUGAAGCAGAACCAACACGAGGAGCUGCAGAACGUCAGGAAACACAUCCACUCCUGCUUCUCCAACAUCGGCUGCUUCCUGCUGCCUCACCCCGGCCUCAAGGUGGCCACCAACCCUCACUUCGACGGCCGGCUCCGAGAUAUCGAUGAGGAUUUUAAGAAGGAGCUGGUGAACCUCGUCCCGACGCUGCUCUCCCCAGAGAACCUGGUGGAAAAAGAGAUCGGCGGAGUCAAAAUCACCUGCAGAGACCUGCUGCACUACUUCAAGGCUUACAUGAAGAUCUACCAGGGAGAAGAGCUUCCUCACCCCAAGUCCAUGCUGCAGGCAACAGCUGAAGCCAACAACCUUGCAGCUGUAGCAGGAGCCAAAGACUUGUACAACAAAAGCAUGGAGCAGGUCUGCGGCGGCGACAAACCCUACAUUUCCCCGACGGAGCUGGAGCGGCGCCACGCGGAGCUGCGGCAGGCGUCGGUGAAGCAGUUCCGCUCCGUCAAGAAGAUGGGCGGCGAGGAUUUCUGCCGGCGCUACCAGGAGCAGCUGGAGGCGGAGCUCGACGAGGCCUACGCCAACUUCGGCAAGCACAACGACGGCAAGAACAUCUUCUACGCGGCGCGGACGCCCGCCACGCUGUUCGCGGUCAUGUUCGUCAUGUACGUGGUGUCGCUGGUCACGGGCUUCGUGGGCAUCAACUCCGUGGCCACGCUGUGUAACCUGGUGAUGGGCGUGGCUCUGACGGCGCUCUGCAUCUGGGCUUACGCCAAAUACUCCGGGGAGUUCCGCGAGGUCGGAGGAGUCAUCGACCAGGUGGCCGAAACCCUCUGGGAACAGGUGAGAGUGAAGGUUUUCUCUCCUCGAGUCGCAGGUGACGUAGAGUUUGUUUCGACGCUGAAACGCUCCGUUAAUCUGCUGAAGUGUUUUUAGAGAGAUUCAGUUUCC